AUGAAGAUCUUUUCAUUCUGGGUUCUGCCCGUCAUCUCGGGCGUCGUGUGGCUCGGCAUGCUUCUCUCGAUGCUCCUCUACUGGAUCAUCCACACCGACCGCCAGCGCUACAGCUCCAUGGCCGACCGCCAAUCCAUCGCCUACAUCAGCGACGUCGGCGCCUCGACGCUCAAGCCCCUCUUCAUCGCCGGCUGCGCCGUGACCGUCGUCUUCCUCGACCUGUCCUUCCUCGCCGACCUCUGGCUGCGCCACCGCGGCCGUCUCGUGCCCAACAUGAGCACGGGCGAAAAGGUGCUCAAGGCGCUGACCAUCGUCUUCGCCCUCGUCGGCACCGUCGGCCUCAUCUGCCUCGCCAUCUUCGACACGGCCCGCCACCCGAGCCUGCACCGCGUCUUCCUCGGCCUCUUCAUCGUCGGCUACCUACUCUCCGCCGUCUUCAUCUGCUGGGAGUACCAGCGCCUCGGCAUCAAAUACCGCGAGCACCGCGUCCUGCGCAUCUCCUUCUGGGUCAAGCUCGCCUUCAUCCUCGUCGAGGCCGCCAUCGCCAUCGCCUUUGCCGUCACCAUGCGCUCCGGCAACCCCGACGUCGCCGCCGUCCUCGAGUGGGUCGUCGCCUUCGUCUUCAGCUUCUACGUCUUCUCCUUCGCCAUUGACCUCUGGCCCGCCGUCCGCACCAAGCAGCACGCCCGCCGCUUCCAGAAGCCUGGCGGCUCCGGCAGCACGAGCCCCCGCGCCGACGACGACAACCUCGAGAUGGCCGACGCGCCCGUCGUCGAGGGCCAGCAGUACCCUCGGUACAUGGCGCAAGGGCCGAGCAGCAACUUUUAA
Verticillium nonalfalfae is the source of this 828-nucleotide messenger RNA. RefSeq lists its product as uncharacterized. The record is from RefSeq and is a predicted model, not a curated record. NCBI's taxonomy places the organism in Eukaryota, Fungi, Ascomycota, Sordariomycetes, Glomerellales, Plectosphaerellaceae. Gene Ontology annotation, cellular component: plasma membrane. Bases 1 to 828 code for a protein of 275 amino acids. The transcript has 2 exons.